AUGCAUUUUAUCACUGAAGUUGCCCUGGUUCUUUCCCUGGCCUCCGUUCCUCUAAACUGAAAGGAAGCUGUGCCUUCGCCCUAGUGCUUCCAUUUAUAAUUUCUGCCACUGUCCCCCAGAUCUUUGUCCGUACCACUUUAAGCAGAAAGUUCCGCCCCCAGACCCACAGAAGGCCGCCCCUCCCGCGGGUAGCCCGGUGGGGCGGAGUCUCUGCGGGAAGCGCUGCGCUCGGGCACGUGACUUCCUUCCCCAGGAGCCUGCGCUGCCGGCCUCCCAGCAACCGGCGCGUCCCGCCUAACGACGCCCGCGCAUCCCCGUUGGCGGUCGGGGGCGGUCGGUAGCAAGCGGGUGCCCACGGUCCCACUGCUCAUUGGCUCGCGCUGUCGUCGCUCAGGCGCGUUUCCCAGCGCCCGCGGGCGGUGCUGCCGGAAGCCCCUCCUCCUGGCCGCCGGGUUCCUGGCUGGGUGGCGGCGGCUGUCACUCCGGGCCGUUUCCCCUCGGUCGGCGCUCUGCUGGGGGCGGGGGAAAGAGGGGCCGGGACUGGGGCUCGAGGAGGUGUCGCCGUCUUCACGGCUGCUAUGACCGGCGGGCGCUGGGCCCUGCACAGCUCCGCGCAGCGCUAGUCGCGGCCGAGCGCCCCUCCGGAAGCCGUCAGGGUCCCCAGCGCGGCCGGACCUGCGGCCCCUCGGCGCUCCGGGCGCCGCCUGCGAGGCGAAGCGAGGCGAGGCAGGAGAUGAAGAUGACGGUGGAUUUCGAGGAGUGUCUGAAGGACUCGCCCCGCUUCAGGGCUGCUUUGGAAGAAGUAGAAGGAGAUGUAGCAGAAUUGGAACUAAAACUUGAUAAGCUUGUGAAGCUUUGUAUUGUGAUGAUUGAUACUGGAAAAGCCUUUUGUGUUGCAAAUAAACAGUUCAUGAAUGGGAUCCGUGACCUAGCACAGUAUUCUAGUAAUGAUGCCGUAGUCGAGACAAGUUUAACCAAGUUUUCUGACAGCCUCCAAGAAAUGAUAAAUUUUCACACAAUCCUGUUUGACCAAACUCAGAGAUCAAUUAAGGCACAGCUUCAGAACUUUGUUAAAGAAGAUCUUAGAAAAUUCAAAGAUGCCAAGAAGCAAUUUGAAAAAGUCAGUGAAGAAAAAGAAAAUGCAUUAGUAAAAAAUGCCCAAGUUCAAAGAAACAAACAGCACGAAGUUGAAGAAGCCACAAACAUUCUGACAGCAACAAGAAAAUGUUUUCGACACAUAGCCCUUGACUAUGUACUUCAGAUUAAUGUUCUUCAAUCAAAAAGGAGAUCAGAAAUCCUAAAAUCAAUGUUAUCCUUUAUGUAUGCCCAUUUGGCCUUCUUUCAUCAAGGAUAUGAUCUAUUUAGUGAGCUUGGGCCUUACAUGAAAGAUCUUGGAGCACAGUUGGAUAGACUGGUUGUGGAUGCAGCAAAGGAGAAAAGGGAGAUGGAACAAAAACAUUCCACCAUUCAACAAAAGGAUUUCUCCAGUGAUGAUUCUAAGUUAGAAUACAAUGUAGACGCUGCAAAUGGCAUCGUCAUGGAAGGAUAUCUGUUCAAACGUGCCAGUAAUGCCUUCAAAACAUGGAACAGGAAAAAGCCCGAUCAUAUCAGACGCUGGUUUUCAAUACAGAACAAUCAGCUGGUUUACCAGAAAAAGUUUAAGGAUAACCCCACAGUUGUAGUUGAAGAUCUUAGGCUCUGCACAGUGAAGCACUGUGAAGACAUAGAAAGACGAUUCUGCUUUGAGGUGGUCUCUCCCACGAAAAGCUGUAUGCUCCAGGCAGAUUCCGAAAAGCUUCGGCAGGCGUGGAUUAAGGCUGUUCAGACCAGUAUUGCAACUGCUUACAGAGAGAAGGGUGACGAAUCAGAGAAGCUGGAUAAGAAAUCCUCUCCAUCAACAGGAAGCCUAGAUUCUGGAAGUGAGUCAAAAGAGAAAUUAUUGAAGGGAGAAAGUGCACUGCAGCGGGUCCAGUGCAUCCCUGGCAAUGCCAGCUGCUGUGACUGUGGCCAGGCAGAUCCACGGUGGGCCAGCAUCAACUUGGGCAUCACCUUGUGUAUUGAGUGCUCUGGGAUUCACCGGAGUCUUGGGGUUCAUUUUUCAAAAGUACGAUCUUUAACUUUAGACACCUGGGAGCCUGAACUUUUAAAGCUUAUGUGUGAGUUGGGGAAUGAUGUUAUAAAUCGUGUUUAUGAAGCUAAAGUAGAAAAAAUGGGAAUAAAGAAACCACAACCAGGACAAAGACAGGAGAAAGAGGCAUAUAUCAAAGCAAAGUAUGUGGAGAGAAAAUUUGUGGAUAAACAAAUAUCUAUAGCAUCAUCACCUCCUGAGCAGGAAAAAAAGAUUGUCUCCAGAGGCUGCGAAGAAAAGAGGCUGAGCAUUUCUAAACUUGGGCCGGGGGAUGCAGUCAGAGCAUCCAUCCACAGCUCAGUCAAAAGUAAUGACAGUGGGAUCCAGCAAAGCUCUGAUGAUGGAAGAGAUUCUCUACCAUCCACGGUGUCAGCCAGUAGUUUAUAUGAGCCUGAAGGAGAAAGACAAGAUUCUUCUGUGUAUCUCGACUCUAAGCAUCUUAAUCCAGGACUUCAGCUUUACAGAGCUUCAUAUGAGAAAAAUCUUCCGAAAAUGGCUGAGGCUUUGGCUCAUGGUGCAGAUGUGAACUGGGCUAAUUCAGAGGAAAGCAAAGCAACGCCACUUAUUCAGGCUGUAUUAGGGGGCUCGUUGGUGACAUGUGAGUUCCUUCUACAGAAUGGUGCUAAUGUGAACCAAAGAGACGUCCAAGGGCGGGGACCACUGCACCAUGCCACCGUCUUGGGACACACAGGGCAGGUAUGUUUAUUCCUAAAGCGAGGUGCCAAUCAACAUGCCACUGAUGAAGAAGGGAAAGACCCUUUGAGCAUCGCUGUGGAAGCAGCCAAUGCUGACAUUGUAACCUUGUUACGUUUAGCAAGAAUGAAUGAAGAAAUGCGGGAAUCAGAAGGACUUUAUGGACAGCCAGGUGAUGAAACGUAUCAGGACAUUUUCCGUGAUUUUUCACAAAUGGCGUCAAAUAAUCCAGAGAAACUAAAUCGUUUCCAGCAAGAUUCACAAAAAUUCUGAAUUUUUAAGGAAGGGGCACUAUAUGAAAUCUGUUGGCUUCCUAAUGUGUGCAGCUGAAAACUCACAACUUUCACUGUUAUAAUUCUACUUACUUAAUUUUGGUAGAUAUGAAUGGUUUGGGGGAAAAGUACCCACUCAUGGAUAUUUUUAUAAAUUGAAACAUAGACCUCUCAUAGUUGGAAUAAGAAUCUACUUUAGUAGCUCCUUAACUGAAAGGAAAAAAAGCCUGUUUAAAGGCUAUUUUUUUAAUAGCUAAAUGUUGAAUCUAGAUUAGGACCACCUCUAGGUUACAAGAUGCUAAGAGGUUAGGGAAAACACCUCUUUUUCUUGCCAACGAAUGUAGCAUUGAUAAUUUUUUUUCUGUGCAUCAUGGCCAGGAUCAUUGAAAAAUGUCUAUGUCAAGUGGGAGCCAGUUAUCCUGUCUCAAGAGCAUGUCUUUCUUUAGCUUCCCUGAGAAUUUUGGGUGGGUCAGAAGUAGGAGUAUUUUUUUUUUCUUGGUAGCCUAGCUAUCAUACAUACUACACGAUUUAAUUACUAGGGCUAGAGAAUAUGCUUUCCCCCACUUGCUCACGAAUACCGUUAUAUUCCUUAGAGGUAGGUUACUAGAGUAUUGACCAGCACUCAGCAGACUUGGAGUGGCUAUACAAGUAGACAGUAGUUCAGUCCUUCAGAUUUAUUCUAUCUUAUGAAGAAAAGAAGCUCUUAAUUUUUUAAAAACCACCAGAAGGAUUCCAGUUCAAAACUUGUAGUUCUUCAUUGUUGGGUUUAUUUCCUAAAACCUUGACAAAUUAUCAGUGUAAUAAAACUGUUUCAAAGAUUACUUUUGAAUGUUGGAAAAUUAUACUUCAACCAAAAUGUAAGUUCCAAAACAAAAGUUGAUUUGUUAAAUUUUGUAGGGCUUUUUUAUAUUGGCGAUUUGUUAUUUUUAAGAUACAGUUUUCCUGUUGCUCCUGGUGAAAGAAAAGUCUCUUUGCAUAAUGAAGAAGAAAGCUUGUUUUUCUUACUAUAUUAAAGCAUACAGCAGUAAAUUCCUUUUGCUUUUUUCUGCAUCCAUCCUUUGUGGUAUACACAGUGUACAUUCUUUUAAAUUAUAUCAUGAGUAUAGUUUCGGAAUUUGGUGAUGUGAAUCACAGACCCUUGAGUUCCAAGAUAAUAUGAAUGUACUUGUUUACCAUUUAUAUAUUACAAAUUAGUCUGAUUACAUUUUUGACAUGUCUUAUCAAGAAUAUAGAAUAAUUAAGUAAUUUGUCUUGUGGUUCCUUUUCAGUGUUGUGAACAAUUGAGUUUAGUCUUUUAGAAAUUAUGUUGGUAAUGUUAUUAGUACUCAGUUUCUAAAGAAAAAGUUUUAAACUUCUAAAAGAGAUACUGUAUUUAAUUAAGUAAUAAAUUUUUGUAACAUUUGUUCCCUGGUAAGUAGAAUCUUUUAAGUUGAUUAAACAUCCAGUCAGAAUCUAAGCAGAAAUUAUAUUGAAAUGUAUUCAUAUCAUAGAAAAGUUUCCAUAAUUUGGUUAAACUGCAAGCAUGUAAUGCUUAUUUGGUAAUGGUCACUAUACAUUAGAUAAGGAUAAAAAUGUAGUAAGUUAUUUCUGAGGAAAUACUUACCUCCAAAGCAUUAUAUUUUAUUACAACAUAACAGAAGCAUUAAAAUUUUCCUGUUUUUACUGAGUCACAGGUCAUCUGGCUUUGUAGGUACUUUGUUGAAAGGCAAAAGUCUGACUUAAAACAUUUUCAUUAGAUUCUACUUUGAAAUUAAUUGCCCUUUAGAUCUCAAGGAAGACAAAUGUAUUAAACAAAAAGGAAGGCAGAGAAAAGAAAGCCUCACUUUUCUUUUAUACAUAGUGUCUGCUCUUGUUUUAAUUGUAGAUGUCACUCCUGAAGCUCCUGACCUUUGUCAGGUUUCCUUUUGGACCUGGCCCCUGGUUUUUGAGACCACCUCUGGGACCUCUGUGGUGAUGAGGGAAAGUCCUUGUGACAUCCUUACCUCCUUGGUUUGAGUCAUGAGUUGUUAAUGUGGCAGUAGUGUCUACUUAUAUUUAAAGGUCAGAGAUGUACUUGAAGUGCCCUACAGGUGGUCAUGGUUUUGAGUUGAAUAUCUCCAGAGAAAGCCAUAUCUUUAAUGUUGCAGGGAGACUGCAAUACAAAAAUACAUAACUGUGGCUUUAUUUAAUGAAUGUACUUGAGAUCCUGUCUGGAUUAAAUUUGGCAGAAAUGAUAGAGUAAACCAUAAGAGUUUAAAUUAAAUUAAUAGUCACAAGGUAGGUUGGCUCUUAGGUGAAUGUCACUGUGUCAGCUAAUAGCUUCUGUAUAGUAUAUAACAAAUUUGAGUUUUGUUACUCCGUGAAUUAUUCAGUGCAUUAUGAGAAAUUAUAGUAUAAACCAUGUUAAUCUUACUCUUGGGCGUCUUAGUCUGUGUGAUUGCCCUUUAUUUUCUUCCCAUAACUGAUAUGAUGAUAUUAGUUUCUGAUUCUUUAUCAUUAUUCUGUUAGCUCAUUAUCUUUAGUCCAGUAACUUGAAAAUUGGAUUAAUAUCAAAAUAAGAAUAGUAGCACUAUGAAGAGUUCAUAAAAUGCAGUUUCAUUUUAGAAUUAGACUAAAGGUAAUUGAGCAGUUAUAUUGCCAUGCUUCAUUGUAACAUUUGCAUGUGUUAGACUUCUGCAUUAUCUUUAGUACAAUCCUUGGAAAUUCAGAAAUUUCCACGGACUUAACUGUAUUACAGUGUGCCUCGUUUAUACUGGUUUUCACAGUAGAUUUUCAUGAACUUUGAAAUUUACCUUCCCAAAUAUACAGACUUAAUUUGUAACAUAUAUUUUAGGUUUUUAUAAGUGCAUUUUAGGAAAAAAUGUAGACUUUUGCAAAUAGUCUGGAAAAUUUUAAGUUUGUGGCAAUGUUAGCAGUAUUUUAAAAAUGUAAUUUCAUGUACGUUAAGUAUGGUCACAAUAAACCGAAUUGUGCUUAAGACUAAAUAUACUACCCAUUUUGAAUAACCGACAUUCCUAGAUCACACAUUGUCAAGUUAAAUCUUCUGUAUCAUAGCACUUUUGACAUGAGCUGGAAAAAUGGUAUAUUUUUCUAGAAAUCAUGUCCAGAAUGACUUAACUAUGUGAUAUAGUAGAAAGGGUGCUGGAGUAGUAGUCACUACCCUUUUUGAUUCAGGGCUUCUCACAAAUGAAAUAAGUGGAUGAAACAAGAUGAAAAUAUAAAAACAUCUGUUAGUGUGUGUUUUGCUAUUUACAAUGUACUUGGACAUCAGUUUAUCUCACCUGAUUCUUACUGUAGGGCUUCUGAGAUCUUAAUCUAAGAGCUUCAACUUCGCUUUUUGAUCCUAGUGUGCUCCCCUUGUUUUACACAGGUGGUCCCCUCAGUUGGUGGCAGAACUGGCACCGUAACCCAGGUCUGACUGACUACAAGUCAGAGGCACUUUACUUGUAUCAUGAAAUGUUUAGAGAUAAUUGUAAAGCAGCAAGCUCUGAUAAUGACCGCCAGCUUUCCUUGUGUUUCAUAACAAAGAUGCCAGAUACUGUGGAGGACCUUGAUGCAGAGUUUGAAGGGAUAGAUUGGGAUUUGGAGACAUCAAAUUGUAGGAAAAUUUACAUGUUUAUAACAGCAAACAUCAAUGAAAGCAAAACAUUAUAAAGAUAAUUUUAAUUCAGCACUUAAUAAUUUCUUGAUGCUUUCAAGUGAAAGAGGUAAAGGAUACUUGGAUUUAGUUUUGUUGAAUCCUGACAUGUAUAACGAAGGUUUUAUGGACACCAUUUUCUGUUUAGAUAAAUUUAUCUACUUAAAAUUGGAUAACCUGGGGACAAAGCAAGGUUUGAUUAAAUGCAACUUUCUCUACCUUGAUCUUCUGGAUUUUACUUUUUCUCACUCUCCCCUAAAUCCCUAUUUUGGGUGUUAAUCAUAAACAGGGAAAGCUUGCUACAUUAUAAAGAUUGUUGGCAUCAUUUAUUUUACACAAAAGCUAAAGGUUAACUUUUGGAAAUGAUGAGCUACUUUUCUGUAUGUGUUUACUUGUGCUUUGUGAUAUUUCUGGAUCAUUCCAGUCAUAAAGACUUAUUACAUGUAAUAUUUCUUGCUACCUGUGAAAAGUAUAUUUUAAAGAAUGUAUAACCAACACUCCCAUUUACUUUUUAUUAGUAUGUAGAAGGUUUGUGUCUAAUUCAUGAAGGUAGUUUUACUCUAGUGUAUCAUUGUAAAUGGAGCAAAGUACAUACAUUAUUGUUAUAGCUAUUCUAAAAUGUACAUUAUGUAAGAAUUGUAAAUAUUAUACUUGAUUAAUUUGUAUGCUGAAAAAUUACAAUAAUAAGUCAAUAAAAGUCUUACCUCUGGCAGUUU
Chinchilla lanigera (long-tailed chinchilla) is the source of this 7425-nucleotide messenger RNA. RefSeq names its product ArfGAP with coiled-coil, ankyrin repeat and PH domains 2 (gene Acap2). Gene Ontology annotation, cellular component: cytoplasm; endosome membrane. The record is from RefSeq and is a predicted model, not a curated record. The transcript has 24 exons. NCBI's taxonomy places the organism in Eukaryota, Metazoa, Chordata, Mammalia, Rodentia, Chinchillidae. Gene Ontology annotation, molecular function: GTPase activator activity; protein binding. The coding region runs from base 734 to 3094 and encodes 786 amino acids.